UUUCAAUCAUCAUUAAAAUAAUUCAAGAUCUAAAAAGUUAUACAUUUACGGAAGAAAUGUAUCAUUCAGAAAAGUGUUAAUAAACAUACCUUUAGAAUUGCGCAAUAUACAAAUGGAUGCUUCCAUGGAUUUCGCAAUAGAUCCAAAUUCUAGCCAAAUUGCCCGGCUUAGUAUUUGUGAAAUGAAAUUCAUGAUCAACAUGGCCAUUCCAAUGAGGGUACUCUCUUGCCCAAUUUGGGCAAGUAAAUGGAGGGUUUUGCAGCCGAGCCUGUGUAGUAAUUCGGCAAAUUUUCCAAUUCGAAACGCUUCAAAGAGCUCUCGCAAACCUCAGAAGAAGAAGAAGAAUUCAGCCAUUGCAGGAAUGAGUGAAGAACACCAGCUUCUGCUAAAAACAUUCCCCAACCCAAAGGGUAUCCUUAACAAUGUAAUCCUCAGCAAUGCUAAAUGCAGUUCUAUUCAGGAUGUGGUCACGUACAAGACAGAGGAUAUACCCGCAGAGAAGAAGGGUGCUCAGGUUCUAAAGAAAAGCAUCUUGACUCUCAACUGGCCGGAGGUGAUGGCGGUGGAAGGGUCAGGCAGAAAGAAGAGGGGGGCAGAGCUUGUAGCAGCAGCACUGGCUUGUGCUAGAUUAAAGGAGCUUGGUCUGAUGGAUGAUAACAACAACCCUUUGCUUCCUGACGUGGUUUAUAAGACAGAAGACCGACGGAUCUUCUUGAGGAAACAGAAUCAACCAGAUAUCAUUGAGGCUGAUGAGCAAGUGAGCAAGGAGCUGUCAAGUUUCUUGAAAAAGCUGAAGAACCAAGAAUCCAAGAACUCUGAGGAUAAUGACCAAACACAUAAAGAUCUUUCAUUCUACUCAAUGAUGAUGUCAGAGGAGGAAACAGCAGAGAGGGUCACGGAUAUCUUCUCUGACAAACCUUACAAGCAUCUUUCAGAAUCCAAGCGUGAUAUACGGAAUGGUAUACUACUUCAGAGGCUCAUCAACCAAAGAAGUAACCCUGAUAUUGCUGAAAUAAUGAAGAAAGUGCAGACACUGCCAAUCUUAGAUAAGAGAGAGGAGAUAUUAUCUAUCAUCAAUGCGAACCAGGUAGUGGUUCUUUGUGGAGAAACUGGUUGUGGGAAGACAACUCAAAUGCCACAAUUCCUUCUAGACGAUUGGAUCAGACAAGAUAUGGGAUCACAGUGCAAUAUAGUCAUAACUCAGCCAAGGAGAAUAAGUACAAUAUCCACAGCAGAGAGGAUCGCAUUAGAAAGAGGUGAAAAGGUUGGCAAGACAGUUGGUUACCAGAUCAGACUUCAUCGUAGAAUGCCAGAGAGUCAUGGAUGUAUGCUCGUCUGUACCACUGGUAUCCUACUCAAGAAACUACAACAGAAUCCAGAUUUGACAGGUAUCAGUCAUGUGAUAGUGGAUGAAGUUCAUGAGCGUGAUGUCAACACUGACUUCCUUCUUGUCUUGUUAAAGAAUGCCCUGGAAAGGAACACGAAGGUCAAGUUAAUCCUAAUGAGUGCUUCUAUUAACCCAGGAUUGUUCUCAAAGUAUUUUGACGACUGCCCUAUGAUCAAUGUGCCUGGAUUCAUGUAUCCUGUCAAGGAAUACUUCCUCCCUGAAACAUUAGCAGACCUGGAUAUCAAUCCAAACAAACACAAGAGUCCACUCUUUGAGCAGGAGAACAAGACUAAAGCAAAGGACCAAUCAAAGAAGAGCAGGAAGAAUCAGAGAGCACCACCAACCAAUGUUGACCUUGUGGUAGAGGUCAUCAAAGCCAUUGACGAGAAAAAGCCAGCAGGUGCUAUACUGUGCUUCCUACCUGGCUGGCAGGACAUCAAGAGUGUGUAUGACAAACUACUGAGGGCAUGGGACCAGAGUAGAGAUGAGCAUGAGGUCUAUCCAGUGCACUCUCAUAUCACAGUUGAUAACCAGCAAGCAAUGUUUGAUAUACCACCAGUAGGGGUGAGGAAGGUUGUCCUGGCAACGAAUGUAGCAGAGACAUCCAUCACUAUAGGAGAUGUAGUGUACGUAGUGAACACUGGAAACCACAAAGAAGAGCGUUUUGAUUCAGACUUGGGGGUCUCUUGUCUGGACCUUCAUUGGGCAUCCAAAGCCAACAUUACACAGAGGAAAGGCAGGGCAGGACGCCGCCAGCCAGGGGAAUGCUUCCACCUAUUUGAUGAAGAUGUAUACAAACAGAUGAGUAAAUUCCAGACAGCAGAGAUUCUAAGAAUACCAUUAGAGCAGAUUGUAGUCCAAGCCAAGGUUCAUAAUGAGGCUGUAUCAGCAGAGAUGUUCCUUGCACAAGCUCUAGAACCACCUCCAUCUCAAGCAGUGUCUGGUGCCAUUGAUCUUUUACAAGACUUGGACAUCUUAAAUGAGAAGGAGGAACUGACGUCUUUAGGAAAGAAGAUCUCCUGCUUUGGAUCUGAUCCUAGGAUUGCUAAGGCUAUCAUCUUCUCAACCAUUUUCAGGUGUGUGGAUCCCAUUUUAACUAUAGCUGCCAGUUUGUGCAAUAGAGAUAUUUUCAGAGAAAAUCUGGAUAACAGAAAACUCAUCAUGAAGAAGAUGAAAGAGUAUUCCGGAGAUGGUGAGAGUGAUCAUCUGAUGAGAGUAGCUCUUUAUCAGGGAUGGGAGGAACAGCAGAAGGCUGGUAGACAGAGUGCAUUUAGCUAUGUGCAGUCUCAUCAUCUCUCUCUCCUCACCCUGCAAUUCAUCAGAGGGUUACGUCGUCAGUUUGCAAGCAAUCUUGAGGAUUCCGGGAUGGUGAUGAUGUCUAGUGAAUGUUUUGAUCCUUCAGCACGAUGCAAUGAGAAUAGUGGGGAUCCAGAGCUCAUAAAGGCUGUGAUCUGUAGUGCUUUCUAUCCCAACCUUCUCAAGGCAAGAUUUGGCAAGCACGAGAAGGGCAAGCUUAGAACCAAUAAAUUGAUCUUCAAAGACUUAGAUUCCAACAAUAUUCUGCUUCAUAGAAGAUCUGUCAACUGCGGAAAGAAAGACUUCAGGAGCAAAUGGCUUACGUACUUCUCAAAGAUACGAUCUGAUGUGACCUUUGUCCGUGACUGCUCUGUCAUCCAUCCUAUGGCUGUAGUGGCCUUUGCAGGAAACACUCUCUACAUAGACAAACUAUCCCAGAGAGAAAGGAAAGAAGUCCUGGCAGAACACGCUGGCAUCAGCCCUGCUCAUCUUGUGAAGCUGGUGAUUGAUGAUGAACAGAUACCGCAUGAGAGUGGUGAAGAUGGGAGUGAGUUCAGUCCUUGGGAAGGAUUACCAAUCACAUUCUACAUGACCAAGGAUACUGCACUCUACACUAUGGCUUUCAUCAAAGCAAUGAAGCACAUGACUGAAGAGUGUCUCACAAAUGAAGCAGCCUUUCUGUCUGGAUCUGCCCUUGAGAGGCACUCUGCAUUACUGAGUCUGUUCAGCAAGCUACUGGGGACACAAGUCCUACACUCUCAGCAGGGUCAACCAGCUGAGCAAGUAGAGCAGAAGCAAUUAACAUCUGGAUCCUGAUCCCUGUAAUAGGGGUUGGCCAGACCAGACCAGACCAGACAGCAGAGAUGACUCGAUCAGAGGCUCUUCACACAGUCCUGUGUACUUCCUUGAUAAACUAAGGAAUAAAAAGGAGGGAAAGGGGGAAGAGUUGUGUCCCUUCUAGCAUUAAAUAGGGAUGAUAACUCUGAUCCCUAUAACAGGACUGUACUACACAAUCCUCACAUGUAUAGUCCUACAUACUUCCUGAAUGGAGUAAGAAGGUCAAGGAGGGGGGAUAGGGGAAAUGGUUUUCAGAGCUUCUGUACAUGGUGUUCCUUAAUCAUGGGAAGAGAUGAGAUCUCUCAUCCCUAUAACAGGACGGUACUAAACAAGCCUCACGUAUAGUCCUACAUACUUCCUGAAUGGAGUAAGAAGGUCAAGGAGAGGAAAGGGGAAAGGUUCUCAGAGCUUCUGUACAUGGUGUUUCUUCAUGGGGAGAGAUGAGAUCUCUCAUCCAUGUUAUGGGAAUUACCAGACAAGUCAGCAGAGUUGACUGAGAGGUUCCUCACAUAGUCCCAUGUACAUUGUACUUCACUCUGUGAACUAAGAAAGUAAAGGAGGGGUAAAGGGGGAGGUUUGUGGAGCUGAGGAAAGAGGAGUAAUGCUUGACCUUAGUAUGAUAUCUUUCAUGUAGUGGUAAUGGAAGUGCAAUACCUUAUUCAUUUCAUAUGUGUUUAACUGUUCUUUUAACAUGUCUGAUUCAACAAGUUCUGUUAAACAUAGGACUUAACUGCAAAUGUAAUUUAUAUGUAUAUGCUUACAAAUAUAUUGGACUGUAUGUUGAAUGAUGAUAGUAAUGAUGAGAUUAAUUGUAAUCUGAUAUGGAAGUGGAUUUUGUUUUGCCAAACUAAGAAAUGUAAUGAUCCAUGAAAGAUUUCCAUGCCACAAGAUGAUGUGAACUAAGGCUGUUAAUGAAAAAUCCUGAUGACUGUUGCAUCAAUGCAUCAUUGUGUAGCUAUUUGAUGAAGUACCUUGAAAAUGUGUCAAAUGCAUAAUCCUAAAGAAAUGAUAUGCUGCAAUAGUACAAAUAAAAAAUGCUUAACUAAUGUGAAUACUUAAUUAAUACUGAAGAUGUUGGUAUGGUACACAAAGCAUAACUUGCCCAUCUGUGCCUAGUCAGAUGGGUCAGUCAUGUCACAUGUACCAAAAUGCUGUAAGACCCAAGCAUCCAUCUCAGACUCUCCUCAGGAUGGAAUGUGUAUUCAAGAAGUAUAGUACAUGCAGAGUAGUGGGUGGAUUGAAGAUUUUUACUUCUAUAUUUAAGGCUAUAGUAAAAAUCCAUGUGUAAGUGAAUCAGCACUGCCACUCUCUGUACUUGACAUCGAUGUGUGUUAUAUAAAGAUGAAAUAACUUGAAGCAUAGAUAGAGAUCGCUCAUAUAUAUUAUAUGCAUGAGCAUAAAGCUCUGUAAAGGAAAAUCUCUUGACUUUUUAAUUUUUGAUAGAUGCAUGAACUAAAUAUUACAUUGAUCAAUGUAAUAUAUUAAUGAGCUUAGUUUUUAUGCUACUUGUAUUGUACGCACAUGCACAUGUAUUAUUAUUUCCAGAUUUGGUGCUAUUCAUGUAAAUUUUGAUUUUUUUUUUUUUUUUUAAUGUUUAACAUGUUGAAAUUAAAUCUAUGCAACAUUUUACCAUUAGCAGCUGAAAAGUUAUAUUGUUUGCGUCAAUCUGAUAUGAAAUAGUGGAGCAUUUCUAUUUUUUGUCUCUGAAUUGUCACAUACACUGUACUCAUGCAAAGAAUGAACAUAGAAUAUCUAAUCUUCCUUCCAUAUUCUGACACAUGAAAUGCUCCACUACAACAUGAUACAUAUAUGCUUGUGUGAUAUAGAUGGGGAGAGCGAAAGAGCGUGAGAGAGAGAGACACAGAGAGAGAGGGGGGUGAGUGAGUGAAAAGAAGAAAGCUAUGGAAAGAUAAUACCUUUGAAUUAUUAAUUACAUUUGCUUUUAUUUGGACAAAGUUGAAAAAAGACAAAUUUAAAUUUCUUCUAUUUCAGGUAAAUCAGUAUAUUUUGGCAAGAUGAAUAAAGUUUGCAAAUGGUAACUGUUUUCAUUGGGAAGAAAAUAACACUUGAGACAGAAAGUAUCAGAAUUUCUUAAUUUUCUAUUACUUUGAAAGACAGUUUAAUGAAAAAUGUAAAGUUGAGCUAAUGUAGCCUCUGGUAAAUAUUCAUGAUUAGGAAGCAUUUUUUGUAGCUUGUUAAAAUUUAUAAGUUCAAUAAUGAAUAAAAUGAUAAUCGAAUGGAUUUUAUCUUGUACUGUUAGAUUGUUGGGUUAAUUAAGUUAUAAAGUAAAUAAUGUGCAUGUAUGAUCUAAGUGAGUAAAAAAAAAUUUAAAAAAACCUCAAAUUUGAAUGUUGAAAAUGGAGCCUGCUUUUUUCUAAAUGUUACCCAUUUCAUAUGUUGCCUGAAAUGAAAGCAUAUUCCAUGGUAGUGGCUGAUUGAUAUCAGAUACACAAUAUAAUUAUGCGGUCAUGGUUAUCAAUAGUAUUUGAUCCCUUCUUUAACAAGGCUAUUGUUUGUAACAGAAUUUUAUCCAAAGUUUCAUUGAAAUACUCAACUUUUUGUAAUAGCGGUGUAUUCCCUAUUGUUGGCUUAUGCUAUGUAUGAAGGUUUUUAUAAAUGCAACAUAUAAAGUGACAUUGAUAGAUUAUCCAAAAACACAUAAAUACAGAAGCCCUUUAUUUUAUGAUCCUAGUUUUUCCUACCAUCAUAUUUUAACACGUUCGUUAAGAGGAGUUAGAAGUAGUUAAAUCUAUCCCUAAUGUUGUAGGGAGGUUCACAGAAAAUAUUGUUUUCCACACUUUCGUGUACAAGUAAGUAAAGUUAUAAUGUCAACAGUCAUGAUAUUACUAGUUCUGUUUUAUUGUCAUUAUUUAUUACCAAUAGUCCUCAGAAAUACAUGUUGUAAUAUGAUCUGAUACUUUUGAUGGUACAUUGUAAAUAUCGUCAGGGGGAGGUAUCAUCAAGCACGAUGAUACAUUUGUAAUCAUAAAAGUGUAUUUUGAGAUUGAUUCUAAGGAUUGAUGAAACUCCCGCUGGACUGAAGUUAUUAUGCAUGUAUGAAUACCAGCCAAUAUUCAUAUUACUAUUCUAUAUCUCUUCCCAGGGUCAAACACUAAUUCUGCCUCAAAGUUGAGUAUGAGUGAAUGGGUGUGUGGUAAUUCACCAACUUGGUAUUUGAAAGUGAUAUUCCUAUGCCAGUAUAUUCAAAAUAGCUUUGUUUCUUUCCUGGAUGAAAAUAUGUUAAUACAUGUGAUCAUAAAAGGAACUGCCAUUUAUAUCAGUCUGUCAUAUUUGAGCUAAAGCCCUACUGAUUUUGAGAAUUAAUAUAUGUCUUUUCAUUGACUAUAAAUUGGUGUACAGUUAACAACUAUAUGAUUCAUAACCUUACAAAAUGUUGUCAUUUUUUAGUAUGUAAAACAUUGAUUUGUUCCGAAUGACGUUUUGUGAGAAUGUGACGUAUCACAUAUUAAAGAUUAUACCUAAUAUUUAGCAAAGGCUCUGAUUAAAACAGUCCACCUUUCAUUCUUGAGUCACACCAAAAAAACACAUGAAAUUUACAAGGGCUAUGAAUAAUUUAGUUGUAAACUGAACAUAAAGGCAUGUAGUGUUAAGGCAGACAUAUUAGAUUUAUAAAUUAAGAACUCUUACUUUUCUCUUGUUGCAUGUAAGUAUCUUUAAAAGAUCAAGCAUCUGCAAAAUUGCUUGAAUUAUAUUUCUCUAUAUUUGUCCUUUAAUAAAUGCUGCAUAUACCUUGUCCUAAUGGAA
This is a messenger RNA of Strongylocentrotus purpuratus (purple sea urchin), 7285 nucleotides long. RefSeq names its product ATP-dependent RNA helicase DHX30 (gene dhx30). The record is from RefSeq and is a predicted model, not a curated record. The transcript is spliced from 22 exons. Gene Ontology annotation, cellular component: intracellular anatomical structure; cytoplasm; nucleus. NCBI's taxonomy places the organism in Eukaryota, Metazoa, Echinodermata, Echinoidea, Camarodonta, Strongylocentrotidae. The coding region runs from base 113 to 3499 and encodes 1128 amino acids. Gene Ontology annotation, molecular function: DNA helicase activity; G-quadruplex RNA binding; ATP binding.